AUACAGAGCCUCCAGUAAUUAUGUGUCAUGAGGACAAGAUAAUUUCAACGGAGCCUUAUGUAAAGUACGCAAAACCAACGGCGACGGAUAACUAUUCAAGUAAUCCAACUGUAUCGUGUCACCCUGAAUCUGGUUCUGGUUUUCAAAUCGGUGAAACACGCGUUGUGUGCAAAGCUGUCGACGAAGUCAACAAUGCUGCAUCGUGUUCAUUUCUAGUAACAGUGGAAAAUUAUAUUGACGUGUUCCCACCCAGUUUUACUUGUCCGAUGAAUAUCGUUUCAAAAAGCCAGUCUCCGGAAUGGGUCAUUCCAGAAGCCACAGACGACCGAACGCAGUCACCAUUGGUGGAAUGUUCAGAGAGUCCAAGCCAAGAAUAUCCAAUUGGCUCCGUAAAUGAAAUCACUUGUACCAUGAGUGAUGACGCAGGAAAUGGAGCGUCGUGUACAUUUACAAUAAGUAUCGGUAGGUGGCAUAAUGUUUGGAGAUCUCAUAUUGUCAUUAAAUGCUUAUAAGGAGAGAGCUUGUCAUUCGAUCUGUGUUAAUUGCCAUGCAUCAACAACUAGUGCUAUCCAACUACGUAAGAGCAUGACGAAUUAGAUGCUUUAAUCGGAUUUGAAUUUCCAACAAAGCCUCAAUGGUUAAGUUAAGGAGUC
Molecule: messenger RNA, 653 nt
Organism: Anneissia japonica
Lineage: Eukaryota; Metazoa; Echinodermata; Crinoidea; Comatulida; Comatulidae
Product: hyalin-like
Exons: 2
Source: RefSeq, a predicted model, not a curated record